AUGAACACGUUCAUUGAACUUCUGGCGUGUGCGCUGGAGCGGCGGCCUGGGAAGAGCUGUGGGGUGGUUAUCUGCCCCCACCUUGUGUCCGAGAAGGUCGGGUUUGGGACUCGCGGCGAGAUCCGCAGGGUUGAGGACAAGCUGGAGGCUCGAGCAAUUCGAUCGUGUCCAUUCGUGAUCCGAUGCACUGAGCCGCCUAGCAACAAGAAGGUGCCGAUGGUGUUCCAAGCCUGGGUCUGCAUGUGCGACGUUGGAAGUGAUCAGAAUGGCUUUCGGGAGUGCCAGCUUGCCAGCGACAGGAGCACACGCGUGGACAUUCCAUGGCAGAGCGAGUCCAAGUACAUCGUGCCAUGCGCAGAGAAAGACGGGCUGCCACAUGCCUCCGAAGGCAUGAGGUCCCUGUCGGACGUGCAGGAGUGCGCGCAGUACUUAGCAGGUUCAGCUUUGCCGGAAGGUCUGCUGGAAGGAGUGCUGGAGCGGUCCGGUGUGAAAGCAGGUUCGCGAGUCUUGGUGUGCAACUUGACUCCUUACGACUGCCACCUUGAGCGGGCAGUUCUCCACUGGUCAGAGACUCAUGCCAGCUCCAAGAUCACCAUGAAAUCUUUGUCGGUCACCACCAACAUAUCCACGUCGGAGUACUGCGAGAGAAGCAUGGCCAUGGAGUUGUUGCAGGAUGGAUCGAACACAUUCCAUAUUAUGGUUGAAAGCCUGUCCAACUUCAUAAUAUAG
Messenger RNA from Durusdinium trenchii, 729 nucleotides. NCBI's taxonomy places the organism in Eukaryota, Dinophyceae, Suessiales, Symbiodiniaceae. The record is from the annotation of a GenBank genome assembly.